Messenger RNA from Nematostella vectensis (starlet sea anemone), 1697 nucleotides. RefSeq lists its product as uncharacterized. The coding region runs from base 519 to 1190 and encodes 223 amino acids. The transcript has 2 exons. NCBI's taxonomy places the organism in Eukaryota, Metazoa, Cnidaria, Anthozoa, Actiniaria, Edwardsiidae. The record is from RefSeq and is a predicted model, not a curated record.
AAAGCAGUUUAUAACUGUAUAAAAAAAUGACCUGAUCAAGGUUGAAAGGGCCACUACGGGCCAGUGAAAGUAUUAAGGAUACGGAGUCUAUUGAAUGCGUGUCACAUUGUUGGUAUAUCUCAUUUAGUCUUUUGGUAUUUCACAGGUGCCUGUCAUGUAUUUUUGAGAUUAUUUCGAGAGCUUUGUUUACAAUGCUAUCACCGAAGUGUGACAACACCAUUCACAUGCAAAUCCGCAAUCUCAUGCUAUUUGUCCUUUGUUUUUUCUUGGCUCUAUGAGAAGUCGUGCUUCUUAAUCACAUGACAUGGAUAAGACUGAUUCGUGAUUUGCAGAUAGAACGAAAAGCGUGUUGUAUUGUUUUGGGUUUGCUUUCAACGGAAGAACUAUAAGCUCAUAAACGUCAAACUUAUUGGCACCGGAAACCACUUGGCUUUAACAGACUACGCAAUGUAUGUGAAUUACUUUAUCAACAGAGAAAACUCCAUCGAUUAUCUACGGUGAAUUCAAUUCAAGAAGAGAUGAGGCAUCACCAUUCUGCCAAGAAAGAGUUGGAGAAGACGAUCAAUGUCCUGAAGGAAGAAAUCACGAGACUACACAACGACCUUCGCCAGACCAAAGGAGAACUUAAACUCGAAAAGACCCGGACAAUGGACCUCACAAUGGCGGUGCAGGAAAAAGACUCGGAGCUUUUCAACUUGCAGAAAGACUUCGAUCAACAGAUGCAAGCCGUAACGUCAGCAUUACUUAUAUUGGAGAGCGAUAUUCGCAAAGAGCAAAAAGAAAUACAAUUAGAUGCUGAUAAAAAGGACUAUUUGAUUCGCGAAUUAACCGAAGAACUAAGAAAACGCGAGCUAGCACAACAGCAGGAACAGAAGGUACUCGAAACGUUGAAAUCUCAACAUGAUAAAGAAAUUAAAGUAAGAGACAAAAGAAUUGCGAGUCAGUGGCGGGAAAUCGAGUCUUUGAAAAAUGCUAACACAAAAUUCCUAGACGCAUUAGCUCAAUUCCGACCAAAUACAGAUGGACUUAAAAUGCAACGUAAUGCUUCGACGGGUUCCCUAUCCAUUAAUCGGCCGCGUAAGAGCUCCGAGGACUCAACACCACAUAGACUUCGUCUGGCUGUUAGCCCUAAUUCACGACGAAAAGUGAAUAAUCCCGAGUGGAAGGAGGAACUUUCCGCUUUCUUUUGAUGAAAAGAUAUGGCUAUUAGAAUAAGUAUUAUCGGCUAUUUUAUUUAAUACAUUUACAUUAUAUUCAAAGUAUUGACACUUUAUUACAGUUAACAAAAAAAAUAUAGACCACCCAUCGCCACACAGUGAGGAAAAUUUAAAUAGCUCGCGGGUCCAAUGACUCACAGUUCAAGCAGGAGAGAGUUUUGCCUCAGUUGCUCGUGAAACGUGAGCUCGUGAGCUCAGUCCGCGCACUGUUGUGUGUAGUUGUUGUGUGUAGUUGUUCGCGAGGGAGUGAGGUGCAUCCCUGAAAUUUUCUUCACCAUGUGCACCGGGCUUUAUGGCCUUUUACAAAGACUUUGAGUAAAUCCUUAAGGGUUUAGACAUUCAAUUCGUCAAUUCAGUUAUCGAAUAGUUUUUUAACUUGCAUGUCAAUCAAUAGUUAUAGGAAAUGGUCACUCGCAAAAUACUCGAAAAAAAAAUCUUGUUGGAAUUUUCGUUCUAAAUUAAAAGACAAAUAUUCUUGUA